AUUUACCAUAUUUUGUUCAUGUUAGUUUGUGAGUACUAUUACCAUUUCUUUUUGUGGAUAUACGGAAAGAGGUUACGCACGACGCGGUUCAAAUCCUUCGCCACAAAGGGAACAAUAUCCAUAAUCGCAAUCGGAAAGGGGUAUUCUUCCGAAACCACUGGCGCUUGUUGUCCAAAUCCUGACACUAUUCACAUUGGCUUAUCAAGCGUGCACUAACCGUAUUUAGGUAAAUCCAUAUUAUAAAUAGCUGUAUGACAGACAGAAUUAUUAUGGAACCAACUCGUCGCGUCAAAAUUAUCGGACAAACAGCAAAGAUCAAAAGCGACGAUAUUUAUCUCGGUGCAACACAAAUCGACUUGAAAGUUCAAGUACUCUUCCAUCUUUGAAUAUAAUAAUUUGAUAAAUCAACACUCUCAGUGGACGCCGACGACCGAUAGUCUGGAGAAAAGAGAUAAAUAACCAUUAUUCACGAGACGUAAUAAGCGAAGGAUAUUAUGUCACUUGGUUGUGUAAUCGGAACGUUUGCUGGCCUUGGGUUGCAGUCGAUAUUAGUUGGGUUGUUUGGCGCCCUUUUGGUUAUCUGGUGUUUUGGAUCGCGAAAACAGACGACAUCCAACCUUCCACCGGGACCCACGGGAUUACCGCUGUUAGGAUACCUGCCUUUUCUCAAACUGCCGCCGUUCAAAGGUUUCACACAUUUGACAAAGCAAUAUGGCGGACUGAUCAGCCUCCGACUCGGCACCAAACUCUGCGUGGUCCUCAACGAUGUCGACUCUGUCAGGCAAUCCCUGAUCAAGGAAGCCGAUGUCUUCACCGACCGCAACGUUCCCAUCGAAUACUCGCUUGCUCUUCCAUUAGAAGGAAGUCUCGCGUUUGCCAGUGGAGACAAAUGGAGAGAACUUCGGACGUUCGUCGCCAAGUCGUUCAGAUUGUUUGAAGUUGAAAAGGAGAAGUUGGAGUCUGUGAUCGUGAGAGAGUCGGAGCGACUUUGCAAGGCUUUUCAUGAUGAAGCAAUUGAAAGCUCCUCAGGUGGGGAUGCCUUUGACCCACAUCACAUCAUCAAGAACGCUGUCUCCAACAUCAUCUGCAGUCUCUGUUUUGGUCAAACUUACGAGUACUCGGAUCCAGAGUUCAAGCAUAUCCUCACUGUUGUAGGAAAUUCUUUCCGGAGCUUAUCACCGUCUGGGCUCCUCUUGGUCAGUAGAUAUUUCUACUAUACCCCGCUCUACCGCGAAGUCCGCCACGACCUCGCGGUCCUCCAGGACUUCAUCCGUGGGAUCGUCCAGCGCCACCAGGAAACCUUUGACCCGGACAACACCCGUGAUAUCAUCGAUAUGUACCUGGCAGAGGUCAGACAGCUGAAGGAGGAUGGAAAGGAAACAUAUCUUAAGGAAGAAAAUAUCUGGAGGGGUGUGUUCGAUAUCUUCCUCGCUGCUUCUGAAUCGAUGACGUCAGCAUUGCGUUGGAUCUUACUCUACCUUAUUGCAUACCCGGAGCUACAGAGAAAGAUACGAGCUGACAUUUUGCGAGUCAUCGGGCCGUCUCGUAACCCAACCAUCAAAGACCGCGACGAACUCCCGCUCGUCGAAGCUACGUGCAUGGAAGUCCUUCGACUUCGACCACCGGCUCCUAUGGGCGGUCCUCGACAGGUCAAGAGGGAUGUUAAGGUCAAAGGUUAUGUCAUCCCGGAAGGGACGCUGGUCCUGACUAACCUCUGGCACAUUCAUCAGAACGCUGAAAAUUGGCAGGAUCCUGAGCGGUUUAACCCGAGUCGUUUUUUGAAUGAAGAUGGAAAGGAGUUGGUGAAGAAUCCGGCUUUCUUGCCAUACGGAGCAGGUAGGCGUCUAUGCAUUGGAGACCGAAUCGCUAGGAUGCAGAUGUUUUUAUUCCUAACCACCUUAAUCCGAAGGUUCGAAUUUUCCUUGCCGGAUGGCGAUGUUCCCGAUUUCAACGUCGAUGGUGGCAACUUCACUCUUUCCGCAGUGCCCUUCAAAAUCAUUGCCAGAGAAGUGGAGAGCAAUAUGGCCCCUACCGCCGUGCACACACAAAUAGAAGAUUGACCUCUUUUCCUUUUUAUUUUUUUUUUCGUUACAAAAAAUUAAGAAAAAGGGAGAUGUUAAUAUAAAACCAUUCUUCCUUUCUCGUAUUGUGUUUAUGUACUUGUGUUACAUGUGUAUCCCACCAACAAGAUUUUACCUUUAGGGAAUUACGUCUUCUUUCAACAAAUCUGUUCUAUAUUAUACUAUAUUAUGACAAAUUAUUUUGUAUAAUUCAUGCUGAAAAUUAUUUUUUUUUUAAAAUUAGAAAAAAAUAAAUGAUUUAUUUUAAUGAAUUAAUUUAGUGUCGCAAAUAUAUCUUAGUUCUGUAACCAAGAGCUAUUCUUGAUCAAAUUUUAUUGUGAAAAGUAUGCCUUAUUAUGUUAUGAUUAUUUUGAUGAUGAAUUUAGACAUCAUGUAAGGGGCACUAGGUCACUCCCCUGCAUCCCCCCCAUCCUUCUACCGAAAGUUGUACUAGUUAUUAGUUAUCCUGUGGUGACAAGUGCUCCCUCCCCUUUGAACUUCAGGUGAAGUGUAAUAAUUCAGGUGGAUCAAUGAUCAAUGAUUUUUUGACAAUAAAUUGUUGUUUUUUCCGAUGAAGAAGCCCCUUUCUCACGAAACUAAAUAUGUUCCCUAUUUUCUGUGCCCCCUCCCCCCAUGCCCCGUUAUGAAAUGAUACGAAGCUGCAAAACGGAUUUAGCUGCAGACGCCUCACUGAUCACAAUUCUAAUACUUCGUACUUUUCAUGUUUUUAGAAUGAUAAAGUGGUGUAAUGAUGGCAAUUAAAAAUACUUGUAGUGAAUAGGUGUUUG
Molecule: messenger RNA, 2848 nt
Organism: Lytechinus variegatus (green sea urchin)
Lineage: Eukaryota; Metazoa; Echinodermata; Echinoidea; Temnopleuroida; Toxopneustidae
Product: cytochrome P450 2U1-like
Exons: 8
Coding region: 495-2060 (521 amino acids)
Biological process (GO): xenobiotic metabolic process
Cellular component (GO): intracellular membrane-bounded organelle; cytoplasm
Molecular function (GO): oxidoreductase activity, acting on paired donors, with incorporation or reduction of molecular oxygen, reduced flavin or flavoprotein as one donor, and incorporation of one atom of oxygen; heme binding; iron ion binding
Source: RefSeq, a predicted model, not a curated record